Labrus bergylta (ballan wrasse) is the source of this 930-nucleotide messenger RNA. The record is from RefSeq and is a predicted model, not a curated record. NCBI's taxonomy places the organism in Eukaryota, Metazoa, Chordata, Actinopteri, Labriformes, Labridae.
CACACCUUCGGGCUCCUCCUGAUCACUAAGAUGGGACUGACCGUGUCCAUGCUGAGUCUCCUCCUCUGCAUCCUCACCUUCAAGUUCUGCCGCUCCAUACAAGGGACUCGAACCACCAUCCACCUGCACCUGUGUGUCUGCCUCUUCAUGGCCAACCUUGUCUUUCUGGCGGGCAUCUCACAAACCAAACCUGAGGGUGGCUGCAGGUUGGUUGCAGCCAUGCUUCAUUUCUUCUUCCUGGGAGUGUUUACCUGGAUGCUGUUAGAGGGGGUGCAGCUGUACCGUAUGGUGGUCCUGGUGUUCAACGCCACCAUCCGGCCCCUCUACUUAUUCAUGGCUGGUUACGGGGCUCCUCUGGUGAUCCUCAUCCCGUCGGUCAUCAUUCGGCCUGCGGGAUACGGCACUGACCAGCACUGCUGGCUGUCUCUGAGUGACGGCCUCAUCUGGAGCUUCUUCGGCCCCGUGUGCCUCAUCAUCAUCCUCAACAUCUUCUUCUUCAUCAUCACCAUCUGGAAGCUCGCUCAGAAGUUCUCCAGCCUCAACCCUGACCACUCCAAGCUGCAAAAAGUCAGAGCGUUCACAAUGACCGCGAUCGCCCAGAUGUGCAUACUCGGUCUGAUGUGGGUCUUUGGGGCCUUCCUGUUUGAAGAGGGCCCCAUAGUGGUAGCUUAUCUCUUCACUAUCCUGAACAGCCUGCAGGGGGCGCUGGUCUUCAUCAUGCAUUGUCUGCUGUCUAAACAGGUGAGAGAGGAGUACGCCCAUUUCCUGUCCUGUAUCUGCACAUCACAGAAGAAGAGAUACUCAGACUUCAGCAGUACAAAUCCGUCCAGUAGUCAGUCACAGGCUUCUGGCAGUGGGCAGCACACAGGAGAGUCCCAAAUCUGAAGCUCUUCUCUCCACCAAUGUUGGGGAGCUCUGUGUGAAUGUUAG